This is a messenger RNA of Anopheles maculipalpis, 3163 nucleotides long. RefSeq names its product U4/U6.U5 tri-snRNP-associated protein 1. Gene Ontology annotation, cellular component: U4/U6 x U5 tri-snRNP complex. Lineage: Eukaryota; Metazoa; Arthropoda; Insecta; Diptera; Culicidae. The transcript has 2 exons. Bases 107 to 3142 code for a protein of 1011 amino acids. The record is from RefSeq and is a predicted model, not a curated record. Gene Ontology annotation, biological process: mRNA cis splicing, via spliceosome; maturation of 5S rRNA.
UUGCGAAAAGUUGUGAAAAGUGUGAAAAUAAAGGUUUUUGAGGAGAAAAAUAAAGAAUCGUUGUUUCCCCCGUUUCGUGCACACUUGAGAACAGGUAACGACAACAAUGGGUUCAUCAAAAAAGCAUAAACGAGAUUCUAAAAAGCAUAAACGUCGUUCGCGUUCACGUAGCCGCUCACCACGGUACGAGCGUCCGGAACGUGAGCACCGUCGUCGUUCCGAUUCUUACUCCGAGGACAACGAUGGCUACGUGGAGGCUAGCCGCACACGGCACAAGAAGCACAAACGUGACCACAGCGAGCAUAGGCAUAAUCAAAGCAGACAGUACGAGCGCGACCAUCGUACCGUGCGUGACCAGCCCGAGCCGAAUACCGUGGACGAUGAUUCCGACAGUUCGGAUUGUGUAGAGGUACCGCUGGAUGAUGCGAGUGCCGCACCACCUCCACCACCACCCUCCAUCAGCCGAAAGUCGCCGGAAGCUGUACCAUCGCCUCCACCACCUCCACAGGUACAGAAGCGUCGCCGCUCGCCAACACCACCACCCGCCCCGAAAACAUCUUCCCGUAAGCGAUCCGUAUCACCGAUUCCGUCCAACGGAGCGGGCGAUGUGCUGUCCGUGGAGGAAACAAACAAGCUUCGCGCGAAGCUUGGGUUAAAACCGCUAGAAGUGGGACCGUCAAAGGCGCAACCGGAACCAUCCUCACGGAGACGUCAGCGGUCCCCAUCACCUCCGCCAGCUCCGAAAGCUUCUACUUCCUCUUCUGUUUCUCGCAAACGAUCUGUCUCUCCUAUCCCGGACAAUGGUGCCGGUGAUGUGCUAUCUGUGGACGACACAAACAAACUGCGGGCCAAACUAGGCCUGCGCCCGUUGGAAACGUCAUCCAAGAAGCGUACUCGAUCACCGUCCCCGCCACCAGCACCGAAGACCUCCUCCAGUUCCGCAAGCAAACGGUCCUCCUCACCGAUACCCGAAAACGGUGCCGGUGAUGCAUUAUCGAUCGAAGAAACGAACAAACUGCGAGCGAAAUUAGGUCUUCGUCCGCUGGAAGUUGGUACAACUGGGUCCAAAUCGGGCGAAGGUUCCAAAGGAGGUGAGCAGGAAAGCAACGAAAAGUUGAAAGAUGAUUGGGGUGAAUUCUACCACAAACCGGCCAAGAAUCUGUCGGAAAAAACGCAAGAAGAAAAGAUACGUGAAAAGUUGAAAGAACGACGCGAGAAGCGAGCGAUCGAGGAAAAGCUGAAGCGACUGAAGACGCUCGGCGAAGAGGAAGAUGUGGAUGAUCUAAAGGGUUGGGUUGCGAAAAUGCGCGACAAGGACCGGCUCAAGAAGGAGGCUGAAGAACGGGCUCGAUUAUUAGAUCAGCUGGAUGAAGAGCUGGUAUCGGGUGCUCCGGAUUUGGAUUCAUCUCGGGCACGAGGUGCAGAGUCCUCACGACGAGGUGCUUUCGGUAAAGGAUCGUACCGUGAUCGCGAUCUGGAAGGGCUUCGUGUGGAGCACGAUGUAGAAGCGUUCACCGAAGGACGUCAGGUCAUCUUGACGCUGAAGGACGCGAAUGUGCUGGACGAAGAAGCGGGCGAUACGCUCGUGAACGUUAACAUGAUCGAUGAUGAGCGGUACAAGCGCAACGUAGAAAACCGGAAGGCAAAUCCGCAACACUACGGGUAUGACGUGUACUGUCAGGAUGAUGUGGACGAAUUCGGCAUGCCGAAGCAACGGGAAGUUCUUGGCAAGUACAAUGAAGAAAUUGAAGGACAGCGUAAAAGCAGCUUCGUAAUCGGAUCGAAUGCCGAACAGGAAGCACAGGAGAAGCGUCGUCUGCUAGAAAUCAAGACAAAGCUGGAGAAGAAAAAACUGGACUCACUCGAAACGACACCACUCACCCUCGUGUCGGACUAUUUCACCGAAACGGAGCUGUCGUCGUUCAAGAAACCUAAGAAGAAGGUUCGCAAAAUCCGCCAAAAGCUGCGGGCGGAUGAUUUGCUUGCUUCAUUGCCAGCUGAAGAAAGUAUGGCCGAUUUAGGAUCUCGUUCGAGGCGACACGAACGAUCCGGAUCGGAUCGAUCGUCUGCGACAGAAGAUCGUAGAAGCAUACGUGCACGGGCAGCAGAAAUCCUUGUCACAGAUGACACGCCGGCCUUCUCUGAAGAUCUGAGCACGGUUAAGCUCGACGAUGCGAUGGAAGACGAUGAAGAUCUUCAAGCAGCGUUACAGAAGGCACGCCGAUUGAAGCAGAAGGAAGCGAUCAUUUCCAAAGCCCUGCCGAUCGAUCCGGAACGGAUCAAGAGCGAAGUGAAGGAAGAACCGGACAGUGGCGGCGAGCUCGAUCAUCACGGUGCAAUGUUGCUCAAUUCGACGGCCGAAUUUUGCCGUACGCUCGGUGACAUUCCAACGUACGGGACGGCCGGCAAUCGUGAGGAAGAUCCGAACGAAAUGAUGGACUUUGAGCGAGACAGUGCAAGCGAUCACGAAGGGAUGGAAUCGGAUCCGGAGGAAGGUCCCUCAUCACGUCGCCAUAAUCAUGGCCAUGGUCCACAGCACAGCGGCACAUGGAACUCGGUCAAUACGGAACAGGAGCAGGAAGACAACCGUGAACUGAAGGUAGAAGAGGUCGCUAUUUUGGACGAGGAACCGGAUGUUGCGCUUAGUGUUGCAGGUGCACUAAAGUUGGCCCAAUCGAAGGGUUACCUAGAGCGGGAAGAAAGCAAUCGACCAAGCAAUGCACGGUUCGCUCACUUGCAAGCCCAGAACUACUCGAUCGAGGAUAAGAACUAUGGUGAGGAGAACGACAAGUACUCGAGGCGCGAUCGUUACGCCGGUCCAAUAACGGAGUUUAAGGAGAAGGAAACGUUCAAACCGAACGUGAAGUUGGAGUACAUCGAUGACAACGGACAUCUGCUAACGCCGAAGGAAGCGUUUCGUUACCUUUCGCACAAGUUCCACGGUAAAGGACCGGGCAAGAAUAAGGUGGAGAAGCGGUUGAAAAAAAGCGAGCAGGAAGGGUUGAUGAAGAAAAUGAGCUCAACCGAUACACCGCUCGGUACGCUCAACAUGCUGCAGGCAAAACAGAAGGAAACACAGUCACCGUUUAUUGUGCUAAGCGGAACGAAGCAGAACACCAGCAUCAUCAAGCAGAAGCGCUAGGCACAAGGUUAAGCUAUAGUU